Macrosiphum euphorbiae (potato aphid) is the source of this 426-nucleotide messenger RNA. The record is from the annotation of a GenBank genome assembly. NCBI's taxonomy places the organism in Eukaryota, Metazoa, Arthropoda, Insecta, Hemiptera, Aphididae.
AUGCGAAAGAGAAAGAAUAAUGAAUCAUUAUCAAGAAGACAUUUUUUGCGUCGUACACAGAACAAUACCUCCAACCAUAUGGCUAUGCUUUUUCAAAAUGCUAAUCAGAAACAUGAACAAAAUGUAUCUUGUAUUCUAAAUUCUGAAGAUGUUUCUGCAGUUGUGGAUAAUACACCAGUCUCAACAAUAUCACCAUAUAAUUGUACUGAACCUCAAACAUUUUUAACUGUCAAUGAUCAAUGUGAUACAAACAUGAACUACAAUGAUAAUAUUGAUAAUGAAACUUUAAAAAUUAAACUGCAAAAAUGGGUUGCUGAAUUCCAUGUUUCACACAACUGUUUGAAUUCUCUUCUAACAAUUUUGCGGUCUGAAAAUCUGAAUCUUCCAAAAGACGCCAGGACAUUAUUGAAAAACCCCAAAAGCUAA